UGGAAGAAGAGGAGUGAGUCAUUUCGGCCGCUUCCGUUGGGUUUUUAGCGCACUCCGUUUAUGUUGGACCGGUUCGGUCUGGUCACCAACCGGUUGCCGCCUAUAUAAUGUAACGGCGGCCAGCGUCCUGGGCGAUUCCCCAAUCCGUCGGUGGCGGCAGAGCGGCGAUGAAGGAGAUGCAUGACGGCGGCGAUUCCGACGCACCGGAGGAGUUUACUGCCGCCGAGGGCAUUAAGCAAGAUGAAGAAAUUAGAAAAGUCCAGAGAGAGAAUGUGAUGAGGGUCGCUCAUGAGAAUAAAGAACGUAGGAGACAAUGGGCGCAGAGAAAGACUCAACCAAAACAGAAGAAAGAAGGUGUAGAAGCUGAAGAGACUGAACAACCCGAUGAGGCACCCAGUAUACCAGGAAUGCUUCCAAGCAACAUAGUUGCUGUUCUUGCAGCCCGUGAAAAGUUAACGUUCUCAUCAGACUCUGAGGAAGAAAUUGUAAAGCAGAAAAACACUAAAAGAAAGAAAAAGAAGAAAGCAUCGGGGCCUGAGACAAUUCUCCUGAAGGACAUUCCUCCUCCCCAAUGCCUGGAAAAUUCCUUGGAAUUUUUGAAGAGGAGAAAGAUGCAGGUCCCCAGAUCAUCUUCCAUUCUGAAGAAUGCGGACCAGGCAUUGCGUCUCCUUUCAUCAAAAGGUAGCUUGCGGAGCCUGAGUUAGCGAAUUUGACAUUGUUUUAACUCGUAGUAUCCAAGAUAUUAGCACCGGGGCACCUUACCUUAAUUUGUUGGCUUACAAUUUAAGUAUUUUGCAACCUUACUUGGAGUCUUGCAAUGCAACGUGAGAACAGCAUAUUAUUUGGAAUUGUAUGGAAAUUUACGA
Molecule: messenger RNA, 866 nt
Organism: Musa acuminata AAA Group (dessert banana)
Lineage: Eukaryota; Viridiplantae; Streptophyta; Magnoliopsida; Zingiberales; Musaceae
Exons: 5
Coding region: 168-704 (178 amino acids)
Source: RefSeq, a predicted model, not a curated record